Ctenocephalides felis (cat flea) is the source of this 437-nucleotide messenger RNA. RefSeq names its product ATP-binding cassette sub-family F member 1-like. The transcript is spliced from 4 exons. Gene Ontology annotation, molecular function: ATP binding. Bases 1 to 366 code for a protein of 121 amino acids. The record is from RefSeq and is a predicted model, not a curated record. NCBI's taxonomy places the organism in Eukaryota, Metazoa, Arthropoda, Insecta, Siphonaptera, Pulicidae.
AUGUCGUUGAAAAGAGCUCGAAGAGAGGAAUACGAAUUUAUGAAUAUUGAAGUUUUGGUGCUAUUGAAUGGUGAUUGCAAGGCCAAGGUCUCUAUUACCAGGCCACGGGACGAACCUACGAAUAACCUUGAUAUUGAAUCAAUUGAUGCAUUGGCAGAAGCCAUAAAUGGAUAUAAAGGCGGAGUUAUUGUAGUUACGCACGACGAAAGACUUAUUAGAGAAACCGAUUGUGCCUUAUAUGUGAUAGAAGAUAGAACGAUAAAUGAGGUGGAUGGAGAUUUCGAUGACUAUAGAAAGGAAUUAUUAGAAAGUCUGGGUGAAGUAGUGAAUAAUCCAAGUAUUGCCGCUAAUGCAGCAGUAUCAUAAAAGAAUAUCACAAUAUACAUAAAUGCUGCAUAUUACUUCCAAUUCUAUUAUGUAUAUUGCGCUUUGUAAAU